GGGCGGGCGCUGCCAAUCUGCGCAGCGCGGAAGGCGCCGAGGCCCGCAGGCGCUGCGUGCGCUGCUCCUACUGCUCCUGCUGCUGCUGCUGCUGCUGCUGCUGCUGCUGCUGCUGCUGCUGCUGCUGCGUGCGCUGCCCCUGCCGCUGCCCGCCAUGAGCGGCCGCCUGCCCGCCGAGGCGCUGGGGCGCAGGGUGCUGUGCGGCACGGAGCGGGCGACCGUGCGGUACGUCGGCGGCCUGCCUGCCGCGGCGGGAAUUUGGCUUGGAGUGGAAUGGGAUGAUCCUCAGAGAGGAAAACAUGAUGGUACCUACGAAGGAACACAGUAUUUUAAAUGCAGGCAUCCCAGAGGAGGAUCAUUUAUCCGGCCAAACAAGGCAAAUUUUGGAGUAGAUUUUCUCACUGCAGUAAAGGACCGAUACGGGUUGAAGGAGCAAGAUGUUCAAAAUGGGACAAAGAAUACAUUAGUAUUGGGAAAGAAGACCGUGGAACUUAUUGGCAUGGAUUCUAUUGCAGAACAACAAAGCCAGCUGAACCUACUGGUAGAUAUCUCGGUGCGUGAGUGUGCAGUGAGCCAUGCUGGUCAGAAAGAGGAAAUCAGCAGAACAUGUGCUAAUAUCAGACACAUAAAUCUAUCAAAAAAUCUGUUGUCAUCUUGGGAUACAGUCACAGAUAUUGCUUCUCAAGUUCCAAAUCUGGAAACACUUAAUAUCAGUGAAAACAAAAUGAAAUUUCCAUCUACAUCAAUUUCUGUAUGUAAUGUAUUUUCAAAACUGAAGAUUCUGGCACUUAAUCAGACUGAGAUAACAUGGACAGAGGUCCUUGUUUGUGCUCGAGGAUGGCCAGCACUUGAAGAAUUGUACCUUACUUCCAAUAAUAUUACUGUUUUGGAAAGGCCUGAUAAUGUCCUGCAGACCCUGAAAUUGUUAGACCUCUCAGACAACCAGUUACUGGAUGGAAAUCAGCUGCAUCAGAUAGCACAUCUCCCCAGAUUAGAACAGCUAAUACUUAGAAACACUGGAAUAUCUUCCAUACACUUUCCUGAUAGUGAAUUUGGACACAAGACUAAAAUGUUUCCUUCAUUAAAACGCCUCGCAAUAAAUGACAAUAAAAUAUCGCAGUGGUCAUCAAUCAAUGAGCUUGAGAAACUGCCAAGUUUGCGGUCACUGCAGUGUCACAAUAACCCUUUGAUGGACACAGAGAAGAACCCAGAGACCCUGAGACAGCUAAUUAUUGCCAAGAUAAGUCAACUGGAGGUUUUGAACAAGUCUGAGAUCCUUCCUGCUGAAAGAAAAGGAGCAGAGCUUGAUUAUCGCAAAAUAUUUGGAAAAGAGUGGCUAGCAGCUGGCGGAAAUUGGAACCCAGAGAGAAACAAACCGAGUGAAGAAUUUCGUGCUGCCCAUCCCCGAUACGCAGCACUUUGCCUUAAAUAUGGUGCACCUGAAGAAGGAGAACUGAAGGGACAACAGCCUUUGACUCUGAAAAAUCAGCUUCUGACUUUGACAAUUAAAUGUCCUGACAAACCUGAACAGAAGCCAGUAGAAAAAAAGCUACCAGAGUCCAUGACUAUUCAAAGGGUCAAAGGAUUGCUCUAUCGCCUACUUAAAAUUCCUGGUUCAGAACUGAAACUGUCCUACGAAAGUUCUAAACUGGCAGGAAAAGAAGUUGAACUAGACAACGACUUAAAGCCUUUGCAGUUUUACUCAAUUGAAAAUGGAGACUGUGUGCUAGUACGGUGGUAACAAGGAGCUCCCUUGAUAGACUGAAGGCAAAACCAAGACGGGAACUGCAGAAGAGUUACGGGCUGCCUGCAGACAGCGUGUACAACAUGUGCCUGAACACCUACGGGAGAACAUGAAUUUCAUACAUGGCACCAGAGCACUAUACAAUAAUACUUCCAGCUCCUAAACUUAGUAAUUAAUCUUUAUGAAGGCCUUUGCUUUUGAUUGAAGUGUCUUAUGUGGGAGAUACCAAAUAGUGCUUAAAGUCUUCAAUUAAAUAAAACUCAAGGUAA
Molecule: messenger RNA, 2013 nt
Organism: Cygnus olor (mute swan)
Lineage: Eukaryota; Metazoa; Chordata; Aves; Anseriformes; Anatidae
Gene: TBCE
Product: tubulin folding cofactor E
Exons: 16
Coding region: 155-1741 (528 amino acids)
Cellular component (GO): cytoplasm
Molecular function (GO): protein binding
Source: RefSeq, a predicted model, not a curated record